Messenger RNA from Cryptotermes secundus, 4643 nucleotides. It is a transcript of the gene ort, whose product is annotated as glycine receptor subunit alpha-3. The record is from RefSeq and is a predicted model, not a curated record. NCBI's taxonomy places the organism in Eukaryota, Metazoa, Arthropoda, Insecta, Blattodea, Kalotermitidae. Gene Ontology annotation, molecular function: chloride channel activity; transmembrane signaling receptor activity; extracellular ligand-gated monoatomic ion channel activity. The transcript has 11 exons. Bases 128 to 1384 code for a protein of 418 amino acids. Gene Ontology annotation, cellular component: synapse; neuron projection; membrane. Gene Ontology annotation, biological process: regulation of membrane potential; chloride transmembrane transport; chemical synaptic transmission.
CUGCUGUGGCGCGCGGCUCUGCGGGACUUCAGUUUUACCCGAUACCGACUUCACCACGGUACACUUUUUGGCAUUCUCAGCACACACGGUGUUAGGGUGAAUGUAAAUUGUGCAGGGGCCAGGAAUUAUGGUGUUCGCAGUGAUGUGGAGACCCGGCAAGCCCGCUGUUUCCUGGCCGCUGUUGCUGCUACUGCUGCUGCUCUUUCUCGUGAUGAUCUGCUCAAUAUGCUCCGCAGAGAUCACAAGUUUGACAUUCAACGACAUCCUGCCAGAGGACCCGAAGCUUUAUGACAAGAUGAGGCCUCCUAAGAAGGAUGGCAGUCCAACUGUAGUAUACUUUCAUGUCACAGUAAUGGGCCUUGACUCCAUUGAUGAAAAUGCAAUGACUUAUGCUGCUGACAUUUUCUUCGCACAGACAUGGAAAGAUGAUCGCCUGAGGCUCCCAGAGAAUAUGACUUCAGAAUACAGGUUACUUGAAGUUGAUUGGUUGAAGAAUAUGUGGAGACCAGACUCAUUCUUCAAAAAUGCAAAGUCGGUGACAUUCCAAACCAUGACCAUUCCGAAUCACUAUAUUUGGCUGUACAAAGACAAAACUAUCUUAUAUAUGGUUAAAUUGACCCUGAAGCUAUCCUGUGCUAUGAACUUCAUUAUCUACCCUCACGACACCCAGGAGUGCAAACUGCAGAUGGAAAGUUUGUCUCACACCACGGAUGAUAUGGUAUUCCAAUGGGAUCCCGAUGUUCCGCUUGUCGUAGAUGAGAACAUAGAGUUACCUCAGUUGCAGCUUGUCAGUAAUAAGACAGAAGACUGCUCGCAAGUUUAUUCUACAGGAAAUUUCACAUGCUUGGAAGUAGUUUUUGUGCUGAAGCGGCGGCUCGGUUACUACUUGUUCCAUACGUACAUUCCCACCUGCCUCAUCGUCAUCAUGUCAUGGGUGUCGUUUUGGAUUAAGCCCGAAGCGGCACCAGCGCGUGUCACCCUGGGGGUAACUUCGCUGCUCACUCUGUCCACUCAACAUGCCAAAUCCCAAGCUGCCCUCCCUCCAGUCUCGUAUCUGAAGGCCGUUGAUGCAUUCAUGUCAACUUGCACUCUAUUUGUGUUUAUGGCCUUGAUGGAAUACUGUCUCGUUAACAUCGUUCUAGGGGAUUCUGAUGGCCCCAAGAGUGUGCCGGAGGCUCCUAAACCCGACAGAGUGUUUGAUUUAGCUGCUAGGGAAAACUCCCGUCUACUGACUGGCCAACCCCCUGCACAGACACUACCUUCUCCAGGCCAGAUGAACAGGAGCAGGGCUAUCAACAUUGACCGAUUUUCAAGGGUCUUCUUUCCACUUCUAUUCGCGAUUUUAAAUGCUACCUAUUGGGUGUUGUUUGCAGAGUUCUUGUAACCUGAGACCGCUACUGCUUCCAGAGGUUUCUAUGUGCAGAACAACAGGACAAGAACCUUCACCUCUGAUAUUAAUUUCAGGGCGAUGGGUGUUCAGAUUGUGGUCUUCUGGGUUGUAUUAGCGCGUAAUCUUGUAGGUAGAAAUCAACGUUUCAGAUAAGUAUGCUGCCUUUCUCUUCAUUUUGAAAUAUGGUACCUACCUAAGUGACUACAGAGAGGAAUGACCCAGAAGACCACAAUCAAAACUAGUUUUUGGCAGUUUUAUUUGGUUAUUGUAUAAUGGUAUAUAAAAAAUUAAGGUCAUAUAGCUUCGGAUCGGGUAUUGUAGGAUUAUCGUGAACACUGAGUCAGAAGGAACUUAAGAGGGCAGCUGUUGUCGUUUAUUUUGAGGUACCAUCCCAAUAAUCUCCUGGAAGCCAUGAAUAGUAUUUAAAUCUCAGUGAGUAUAGCCUAUCACCGGCUAAAAUUCGAUAAUACAUACCUUCAAAAUGCAAGUCAGCCAUGUCACCAAUGUUUAUUUAUUUCAUUUUAAUUUUUACCAUAUAUAUCAAUGUUGACGUUGGCUGUGUUCUUGAAUCUUUGUACCGUGCGGAUGUGGGCAGUGUUAUAAACGUUUCGGAGGUACAAUUACGUCAUCAUUACGGUCGAAAUGAGCAGUUGCUUGAGUGUUUUCUUUGUAUACAGAUUUUGGUCCAAAAUACAAACGAGGGGGAGGGGGGGCUUGUGCCUAGCCCGGGCCAGUAGGGAGAAUGGGCAAGGAAAUGUUAUUAAACGUACCUUUUUAUGGUGAGCAAGUACACAAAGAAAUCUUCCGAAAUUGUUGUUCCCAAGCGGCCACCAUUACUGCUGCCCAACGGCUCAUGUUACUGCAUCAUUUACACGUGACGCCAUAACAAAAAGACUAUUCGUUAAUCCAGCCCUUAUUUGCCACUUACAGAUAAAAAAAAAUGUUAAAUGUAGGGUCAAAAUGGAAUAGAUAUUUUUCCUUUCACUUUAUUGACACAGUACAGUUUCUGCUUCUCUCUUUUGAGGCAUUUAAUUUAGAUUGCCUCAUGAGUAAAUAAAAUCAACCCGCCAAGGGUCAAUUAUGGCACCCAAUUUUAAGUUCCCUUAGGAUACUUACUGUCGACUCUCUACUCUAAUUUGAAAUAAUUAAAGUAACGACGUAGCCAGUGUUGUGUAUGUCGGAAGAAUUUAUACAUUGCUAUAAUAGAGAUAAAAAUUCUUUUUGAGCAGUCGCGACAGAAAACUUUGUGUCUAUGUCGUUGGUAUGGACAUCAAGAAUGCUUUACUCUUCAGCAAAUAUUGUUAGUGUGGUCAAAUGAGCUUGGCGGAUCAUGUGUAAUGCAUGCAUACAAAAAUGCUUAACAAACUUUAAUCGAAACACCUGAAGAUCAUCUGGGGGCCACAGUUGUAGACGGUAGGACAAACGAACAUUUAGGAUGCUUUAGGAUGCAGACUGGACGCAUCUGCCCGGGAUAAGGCCCAGGGUUGAAGUACAAUUAAGUUUCAUAUUCUGAAGAGUAGAAGAUAGUAUCGAUUAGCUGGACGAUUAUUAGCUCCUCAAAAAUAACCCAGCUCAAUAUAGUCAUUUGAUGAAUUGUAAAUGUCUUUAAAAUUGGAGUUGGCAUGAAAUAGGAAAGAAAAUACAUUUGGUACACACACAUGAAUGUAUACAAUGUACGUGUUGUUUACUUGGUCUCAAAAUUCCAAAGAAUUAUUUUAUAUCGCUACAAUCUGUCCCUAGAAUUAUUACACUGAACCAGUGUUUCGUUGUACAUAGUACUAUCACUUUACUUCCAUCAUUAACUUAUCGUAGGUUAUGUGGCGUUAGUUACUUGUUUAUGCUUACACAAAGAAACAGAGCAAGAGGAUUACGAAUGGUGAAUCCUGUAGGAUGUGGACGAAAGCCCUCUCUGCUUAUACAGAAUUUAACUGAAAAGUAGGGGCAAACUCUGGGAACGAGUUCCAAAUACCACACCAAGAAAAAAUGACCAUAUUAACAUGUGCCCGGAAACAUUCAAUUUGUGAGGUACAGCUGAAUGAGUACAUUUAUAAUGACCCUCCAUGAGAUUUAAUGUACGCCUCUACACGUCUCAUGGUCCACCGCCGCAUCCGUUCAAAAGUGCCCGGUUAGUUCCGGAUAGUCUGACAGUCAUCCGUAAUGCGAUGGUGAGGUGCUUCUUCGUUGUCAAAAGGGGCUACAUACACAAGGCAUUUUAGGAUUCCCCACAAGUAAAAAACCAGAGGAUUUAAAUCUCGCGAGGUUGAAGACCAUACAGUGGGUCCUUCUCUACUUAUCCAUCGGUCAUGGGAAGUGUUAUUGUGGACAUCUUGCACAGCAGCGCUAAAAUCUGCCGAAGCCAGAACACCAUCAUCAUGUAUGUACCACAUUCUUUCAGCUAUAACUCACAAAUUAUAUCAGUUAUACCCCCUUUAUGUAAGUACUCUAUUUCCACCUUUGAUAGGGGGGCGUUUUUGAAAAAAAAAAUGUGGGCUUAAGAGUUUGAAGCCCUGGGCUUGGAAAGCUGAAGACUGAAAAGCAGAAGUAUCGGGAAAUGGAAGUAUAUUGCGAUCGCUUUUGAACACUGUUUUGGGCAUUCAGGUUACUUAAGAGGUUGGGAAAUUCUUCACUCGCUCUACGAUUAUUAGCUUCUCAAGAAUGGUUAUGCUUCAUGCAGUACGAUGGUUAUAAUAAAAAUGUUUGCGUUAUCACUUUUUUUUUAUUUAGAAUUAUUACGGUUUAGCAUUACCCAGGAGAGUGGCAUUGUCGUAAUUCAGUUUAUGUAACAAUUACUCGUACCAUUAGUUUUGAUCCAAUCGAAAAAGAAUGUUACAAGGAAGACUAAUAAUACCGAAUUACGUAUGUUCGACCUUCAGUCACGUAAAAAUUAAGUGUCGGAAAAUUGUACACAUAUCAAUUGUGAACCACCUCUUUCAAGAUACCAAUUAUACACAUGAUAUAGAAGCCUCUAGAAGUAAAGAAACUUCAUAUACUCUAUAGUCGAAUUCUUUCAUAUCCUACAGUACAGUAAUUCACUGAGACGUUUUAGUCUAAUCAAUGGCCAGCGCAUACUGCUAAAGUAACAAGUUCAGACAUUUUCUUGUGGUGGAAAACAGCUGUGGGUUCGCGGAGUUACAUCAUAUCUACUGAAUAUUAAGUAUUAUUGGAAAUACAAGUUCUUGUAAAUUAUCCUAACAAUAUUUUAUUGGCGUUUUCAAUUGAUUUAAUCCUUCCAGCCUUCCGGCCUUGGGGUCGA